AGACGAGAAUACAAGAGUGAACGUAGCCCUGACGCAACCUUUUCCGCGCAAGGAGUAGCUUGAUCGCGAGCCGUGCCAAGCCGUGCAUCAGCCGAAUUUUAGAAAACAGUGUAAAUUAAUUACAACAAUUAUCAACGGCGGUAUAAGCCAGAAGACAGAAAGAUGAACGGAAUAGUCAGAACCGCUCUGAGGGCCUCAACUCUCAAGGGAUUAACACAAUCUACCGUUGUUGUCGGCGGCACGGCACGAAGGGAUUUCGCAAGAACGAUGUGGAACAUGUGCAGCCGGCAAAACGAACUUGCACCACUAACGAGUUACAAAAUUCAAAAUCCCAGCGAUUUUUGCAGCUGCGGCUGCUCCCGAAAGGCACACACCAAAGCGGAGAAAGAAUUGGGACUCUUUUUAGCUGAGGAAAUUGUUGCGGAAAAGAAGGCACAAAAAAUGAAGACCAUUCCCACAGAGUUAGACGGCUUUAAGAUAUCGUUAGAUGGAGCGGAGGUUACGCUCACCAAAAAACAUGGAGAUGAAACCAUAACGAUAAAUUUCAAUGUCAAUCAUACUGUCGAUUCUGAUUCUGAACCCGACAUUGACACCCCAGAGGACAAGGCUGAAUUUGGAGAAAUGAAAAGCAAGCCAAGCUUCGAAGUUGAUAUUGAAAGAGGAAAUCAAACUCUAGGAUUCACAUGUUCAUUCAAUAAUGAACCGCAAGCUUCUGGUGCCGAUGAUGGCUACAACGAUAUCUUUGGCAUAGACGAAAUAACAUUGUAUGAAGGAGAACACAAUGAUAAAAUUUAUGCUGUCGCUGGUGAUGUUAUUGAUGGCUAUCUUUAUGAUUUACUGAUGAACUAUCUUGAGGAGAAAGGAGUGUCAAACGAAUUUGCUGAGAAACUGAUUGAGCUGAGUACGACCUAUGAACAUACGGCAUACAUCAGUUUACUCGAAGGUCUCUCAAAAUUCACAUCUGGAAAAUAAUUCCGUUAUUUGAAUGUCUGUCAAAUGUCCGACAUGUUUACCAUUAAUCAGAAGAACUGUACUGUAUAGUCUUAGGUCUCGUUAAUAAACUCUUCUUACAUACGCCAA
Neodiprion virginianus is the source of this 1080-nucleotide messenger RNA. It is a transcript of the gene P32, whose product is annotated as complement component 1 Q subcomponent-binding protein, mitochondrial. Lineage: Eukaryota; Metazoa; Arthropoda; Insecta; Hymenoptera; Diprionidae. Bases 163 to 972 code for a protein of 269 amino acids. Gene Ontology annotation, cellular component: mitochondrial matrix. The transcript is spliced from 5 exons. Gene Ontology annotation, biological process: cytosolic ribosome assembly. The record is from RefSeq and is a predicted model, not a curated record.